Messenger RNA from Galendromus occidentalis (western predatory mite), 925 nucleotides. Its product is annotated as trace amine-associated receptor 1. Gene Ontology annotation, cellular component: membrane. The record is from RefSeq and is a predicted model, not a curated record. NCBI's taxonomy places the organism in Eukaryota, Metazoa, Arthropoda, Arachnida, Mesostigmata, Phytoseiidae. Gene Ontology annotation, biological process: G protein-coupled receptor signaling pathway. Bases 80 to 925 code for a protein of 281 amino acids. The transcript has a single exon. Gene Ontology annotation, molecular function: G protein-coupled receptor activity.
UAACCUGUUGGUGCUACGUCGCUUCAAGCAUCGAACUUACGUUUAUCUGUACUGGCUAGCAGUUUCUGACCUGCUCACCAUGUUCUUGGAUUUCCUCGUCCCAUGGAGGGUGCUUAAGGCACCGGUGGUCCACGACUGGGCUUACCUGUUCUGCAAUGUAACACCCGCCACCUCGGGGUGGCUGGUUGCAACAAGCAGCUACAUUGUACUGGUGAUCACCGUAGAACGUUUCUACGCCGUCUGUUUCCCAAUGCAGAGCCGAACAAAUAGCGAGGGCUUCAACCCCACACUCGUUUCCGCUAUCUGUCUCAUUCUGGGGUUCAUAACCUUCUACCCGUCCAGGUACAUUCUGAUGACCCAGACCGUGGGUCUACAGACCGAAAGUGACUUCACCCCGAUAUGCUACGUUUGUAAAUACGUGAAGGUCGAUGGCUUCCUGUACGUUUAUUAUAAGAUACGAGGAACCCUCACGAGGACCUUACCGACGAUCAUUGUCGCCUUUCUCAACACGUGCACCGUCAUAAGUCUGAGACGGCACCAGCACAACAGGAGCUCGACCUUGAACCAACAACCUGGAGCUCAAGAACAGGCUGAAGAUCGCAUCAAACUCAUCAUCAUGUCGAUCACGACAAUCUUCGUGCUCUGCUACACGCCGACCUGCAUUAAGGACAUAUUCGCCCCACCGAACGGGGCAUCGUCGCUCUGGUACGAAACGUUCCGUCUGGGAGCGUUGUUGCUUCUUCACGUGAACACGGCGUGCAAUUUCUACGUGUACUGCAUGUGUUCUCCAGCCAUUCGCCAAGAGCUCCGGAAAGUUUUUUUUUCCGAGCUCUUCAAAAGCUCUCGUUGUUCUCUUAAGAGCACGGGCACCUACGGGACUGCCUCGACUUCGAGAGGCUCGGUCGGAUCUCUUCCGAAACAAUGA